Molecule: messenger RNA, 1043 nt
Organism: Linum trigynum
Lineage: Eukaryota; Viridiplantae; Streptophyta; Magnoliopsida; Malpighiales; Linaceae
Source: the annotation of a GenBank genome assembly
GUCCGUUAAGUGCUGAUGUGGUAAACAGAAUUGCCUAAUCAGUCGGAUAUGACCCAACAAAAAUAAAACCCGACCCGCCACGUCAUUAUAACCCGCCACGUCAUUAAAACCAACCCAACCCAUGACCCAACCCUACCCAACCCUUCUUCCUCCUUCCUCCUCCUCCGCCAUACUCUGCAGUCACAGAGAGAGGGAGACGAGAGAAAGAGCGGCCAAAGAUUCGACUGAAGAAAGGAAGGAAGAGCUGAACUAAAUUAGCGGGAGCCACGAGCUAUGAGGGAAGACGACUCCAAUUGGUUCGCUCGAUGGGAAGAUGAGCUUCCCUCGCCGGACAAGCUCAUGCCAAUCACUCAAACCCUAAUCACUCCCGAUCUCGCCCUCGCCUUCGACAUCCGGAAUUCCACCAACUCCUCCGCCGCUGCUGCGGUGGUGGCAGCGGCCAGCAAUUCGCUCCACCAGAAUCAGCCGGUCCCGCCGCCGCCUCCUCCUUUACCGACGUCCAGCGGCUUGCCUUCUCCCAACCACAACAACGGGAAUCCUUCUCUGGCGACUUCGCAGCACAACUUGUCCGAGUUCGCCGCCAAAUCCUCGGCGGAGCUGGGGUCCGGCACCGGGGGCAACGAGUCGGCCCGGACGUUGAAGCGGCCGAGGCUGGUGUGGACGCCGCAGCUGCAUAAGAGGUUCGUGGACGCCGUCGCGCACCUGGGGAUCAAGAACGCGGUGCCCAAGACGAUAAUGCAGCUCAUGAGUGUGGACGGGUUGACUAGGGAGAAUGUCGCCAGUCAUUUGCAGAAGUUCCGGCUCUACCUCAAGCGGAUGCAGGGGCUGUCUUCCGGCGGCGGAGGAGGUGGUGGGGUUGGGUCAUGGGUUGGGUUGGUUUUAAUGAUGUGGCGGGUUAAAAUGAUGUGGCGGGUCAGGUUUUAUUUUUGUUGGGUUAUAUCCGGCUGAUUAGGCAAUUCUGUUUGCCACAUCAGCACUUAACGGACUUCAUUAACGGAGUUGGACGGAGACUAACGGCGAGUGACUAAAUGCGUCCAAUUUUA